Messenger RNA from Arachis ipaensis, 1539 nucleotides. RefSeq lists its product as uncharacterized. Gene Ontology annotation, molecular function: aspartic-type endopeptidase activity. Gene Ontology annotation, biological process: proteolysis. The record is from RefSeq and is a predicted model, not a curated record. NCBI's taxonomy places the organism in Eukaryota, Viridiplantae, Streptophyta, Magnoliopsida, Fabales, Fabaceae.
AUGAGGUACGAUGGGACCAAAGACCCCCAGGAGCAUAUGACAGCUUUUGAAGCAAGGAUGGACUUGGAAGGGGCAGGUGACGCGGUCAGAUGCCGGGCAUUCCCUGUAACAUUGGCCGGUCCAGCAAUUCGAUGGUUCAACGCCCUCCCACAAGAGUCCAUCACAACUUUCGCAGACAUAUCUCGAAACUUUCUAGCUCAGUUCACGACGCGCAUAGACAAAGCAAAACACCCAAUCAACUUGCUGGGGGUCACCCAAAAGCCCGGGGAGCCGACUAGGAAGUUUCUAGAUAGGUUCAACGACGAGUGUUUGGAGAUCGACGGCCUCACGGACUCAGUCGCUAGUCUAUGCCUAACAAAUGGCCUGCUAAACGAAGACUUUAGGAAGCACCUCACAACCAAGCAUGUAUGGACCAUGCAGAAAAUAAAAAGCGUGGCCAAGGAAUACAUCAACGAUGAAGAGGUCAGUCAGGUUGUAGCAGCCAAUAAACGGCAGAUCCCUGGCUCGUCAGCUCGGCAGGCUCCUCAAGUCGACAGGUACAAAGAAGCCCCCAGGGACGGCACCCUAAACAAGCCACCCAAGCACCUACGGGUAGGAAAGUUCACGAACUACACGCCACUUGCGGCGCCUAUAGCCAUCAGAGAAGGAAAGCUGAGCGAAUUCUCCCGGCUCAUCAGAGAACCGAGGAGGCGGGAAAGGAAAUGCUUCGAGGAAGAUCGAAGCCGAACUGUCAAACCAAGGCAAGAACCCACAGGGGAUGCCAAUAACCCCCCAACUUUCAUAGUCAACAUCGUGGUCGGGCGUGACAGCCCCCCUAAAUCCAAGUCAGCAGCCAAAAGGGACACCCGAGUACUCUCCAUCUCGACAGAUGGCCCCGCCUCCAGCAAAAAGCAUCCCACAAUAUCAUUUGACCCAGAAGAUAAGUGGUUCAGUGACCUCCCCGAAGACCCCCCCAUGGUAGUUACCGUGAUGGUCGGGACAGGACUAGUCAGGCGUAUCCUCGUCGACACGGGAGCAGAUUCAAACAUUCUAUUUAGAAAUGUGUUCAAUGCCAUGGGGCUCAGGGAAUCUGACCUCAAGAACCACCAACACGGAGUCAUGGGACUAGGCAAUAACUACAUUAAACCCGACAGGACGAUCUCUCUCCCAAUCAGCCUAGGAACCAGUGACGCCAGAAAAUGGGUUAUGGCAGACUUCAUAGUCCUUAGAGACUCCACUGCCUAUAACAUCAUCCUAGAAAGAAAAACUAUCAACAAAUUCUCAGCUAUAGUAUGCACCAAGUUCCUAACAAUGAAGUUCAUAACGGACAAGGGAAUAGUUAGUUCCAUAAGGGGAGACCUAGAAACGGCAGUCACCUGCGACAGCGCUAGUCUCUCCUUAAAGAAAGAAUCUAAGAGGGCAGCCAACGUGUUCCUGGCAAAUUUGGACGUCAGGAUGGAGGACAAGCCAAGACCAAAACCAGAAGGGGACAUGGAAAAGUUCCAGAUAGGAAAAAUGGCAGAUCAGUUUACCUUCGUAAAUAGAAACCUGCCCCCAUGA